Rhincodon typus (whale shark) is the source of this 2011-nucleotide messenger RNA. RefSeq names its product acyl-CoA dehydrogenase family member 11. NCBI's taxonomy places the organism in Eukaryota, Metazoa, Chordata, Chondrichthyes, Orectolobiformes, Rhincodontidae. The record is from RefSeq and is a predicted model, not a curated record. The transcript has 15 exons. Gene Ontology annotation, molecular function: flavin adenine dinucleotide binding; oxidoreductase activity, acting on the CH-CH group of donors.
AUGGAACGCCACGUCUCAGUCCCGCGGUCCGGCCCGAACGUCGUGACAUCGGAGGAACGCAACGUCACAAAGGAUCGAACGUGGCACUGGCUGAAAUCCCUGUCUUUACCCCCCACUGUGGCUGACACGACUCCAGUCCGGCAGAACCACAGCUUUGACGAAGAGGCAGUGGAGAGAGUUCUUUCUGCGCGGAUCCCAGAGUUUCCACAAGAGCCGCAGCAACCUUUUACCGUCAGACAGUACAGAUGGGGACAGUCCAACCCAACAUUCCAUUUGCAGAAAGGAGACAAAGAGUAUGUACUGAGGAAGAGACCCCCCGGGACGCUUCUGAAAGGAGCACAUCAGGUGGGUAGAGAAUAUCAGGUGCAAAAGGCAUUAUUUGAGGUUGGGUUUCCUGUACCGAAGCCAUUGAUGUUCGUAGAUGACCAUUCCAUUGCUGGCACUGACUUCUAUGUGAUGGAGUGUGUGCAGGGACGGAUAUUUCGAGACCUGAGUCUUCCGGGGGUGAAACCAGCAGAAUGCUCUGCCCUGUACUUGGCCAUGCUGGCAACAAUUGCUUGACUUCACUGCAUUGACUGGAGAGCACUGGGACUACAGGGCUAUGGCAAAGACCACAAUUACUCCAAGAGACAGGUAUUAACAUGGACAGCGCAGUAUAAGGCAGCUGCUUCGGCUGAUGUUACUGCCAUGAAAAAGCUCUCAGAAUGGUUGCUCAACAAUUUACCGAAUAAUGAACAGGAGGCGGUGAUAGUCCAUGGUGACCUCCGGAUUGAGAACUUCAUAUUUCACCCCACUGAGGAAUCCCAUCCUGUGGAGAGCUCACCUCUACAUACGGCCGCUGCCGAGGUCUGUCUGUUCCUCUGUCCAAUUGGAACUUCUUUCUGGCUCUGUCCUUUUUCAAAGUUGCUUCCGUUCUGCAGAACUCGGCUGUCCCUCGAUGAUGUUAAGUGUCAUUCUGAUAACGCUGGCAAUUGGUUACGCUUCACCUUCACAGUGGGUGGUUUCUCUUCCAGGAAAAUGGAAUCACUGAAGGCAGAUUUUCCCCGGACAAGAAUCAUGUUCCAGCCGUCAGUCCUGGGUGAGAGUGUCCUUCAGCAGCUGAGAGAGUUCAGUAGACGGCACCUGUACCCAGCAGAGCAGGACAUCGCAACGUACUAUGCUGCAAAUGUGCAAUCAAUCCUCAGGUGGAAGAAACCUCCCAUUAUAGAGGCAUUGAAGCACAAGACGAAAGCUGCAGGCCUCUGGAACCUCUUCCUGCCAGCGGUCAGUGGCCUGACUCAGUUAGAUUAUGCUUUCAUUGCUGAAGAAACAGGAAGAUGCUUCUUUGCUCCUGAGAUUUUCAGUUGCCAGGCUCCAGACACGGGGAACAUGGAGGUGCUACACCUGUAUGGAACUGAAGAGCAGAAGAAGAAAUGGCUGGAGCCCCUGCUUCGCGGAGAAAUCCAUUCCUGUUUCUGUAUGACAGAGCCGGACUGGCUUCCAGUGAUGCCACCAAUGUCGAAUGUAGCAUUCACCAAGAUGGAGAGAGCUAUGUGAUUGUUGGCAAGAAGUGGUGGGCCAGUGAUUGCCAUGAUAAAGGUUGUUGCUCCACGAAUGGCCUGUAAAGUGGUGGACUGUGCCAUUCAGGUCUACGGAGGAUGUGGAGUCUCCGAGGAUCUUCCUCUGGCACACAUGUACUCCAUCUGCGUAUAGCUGACGGGCCAGAUGAAGUGCAUCUCUCCGCUAUAGCAAAACUGGAGCUAAGGGAGCAGCUUAAAAACUCCAUGGCAAAGCUAUAAAUAAUUGUCAGAAUGCAAGAUCGACCAAGGCUGCAACCAGACAGAGAUAACAUAACAUUGGCCUCCUGUUUUCCAAUGCAGUGAUAGAUUGAAGCAUCAAUUACCGGAAAUAUUGCACAUUGGACAAUGAAUCACCUAACAUAUUAAUCCAGCAUCUGUAUACCAAUUACAUCUUUGUUUCUGCUCCCCAAACACCGCUGUGUUAUAAUUUGGAAAUAACAACCAUUCAUGCA